Neurospora tetrasperma FGSC 2508 is the source of this 2569-nucleotide messenger RNA. RefSeq lists its product as uncharacterized. The coding region runs from base 1 to 2433 and encodes 810 amino acids. Gene Ontology annotation, cellular component: nucleus. The transcript has 5 exons. Gene Ontology annotation, biological process: regulation of DNA-templated transcription. NCBI's taxonomy places the organism in Eukaryota, Fungi, Ascomycota, Sordariomycetes, Sordariales, Sordariaceae. Gene Ontology annotation, molecular function: transcription cis-regulatory region binding; DNA-binding transcription factor activity, RNA polymerase II-specific. The record is from RefSeq and is a predicted model, not a curated record.
AUGGAACAACAACAACCACAAAAAGAAGUGGCUCCUCUUCGACCCCGUGUUGCCAAUGCUUGUGAGGCUUGCAGGUUUGCUAAAGUUAAGUGUCAGGAGAGCAGUCAAGUGGGGAUAUGUAAAAGAAACGCCGACCAAAACUCCACAACAACAACCAGCAAGACCAACUCCAACUCCAAAACAUCAACAACAGCUAAGACCACAUCCAAAACUUCAAACCCCUCCUCCCUCCAAAAACAAUCUUCCCUCUCCAGCCCACCCCCCGGUCCUUCCCGUACCUUCACCAUCGACGUCCCCAUCCCCACCGCCUCCGUCGACAUAGCCAUCAGCUUGGAGUCUCUCCGUCUCAACCACGAAGGGUUUAUGGAUCACAUUUGCCCCGACCUCAACACCGGGAUCGACUCCGAGGGGGACGACGGUACCCACGACUGCGACUACGAUUAUGGAUCUGACGGCGAGCCAGUAGGGUCGGUAGUCUCUAGCCAUGCGAGCCAUGCUAGCUCCUUGCCCGUGGGAGCAUCGGCUGCUACACCGGAGAGUAGUUCUACGUCUGCUUCUGGGGGUGGGUUCAGGAGUGGAAAGGGGAACACCAGAAUGGCAGGGCAGGGAGCAGGACUGGGACUGGGCGGAAGCAGCAGAUCCCUCGCCUCCCUCUCAGUCCAACCACAAUUCAACGUCGACUCCGCUUCACGACUAUUGGACACCUUUAGGAACGUCAUGUUGUGGCAUUUUCCUUGUGUGUUGAUUGAUCAUGUCGUCUACAAUAACAACGAGAAGGAGGAGGUGAAGGCGGAACUGGAAGAAGCGACGGUGGCGUCCCUAGCAAGGGAGAGGCCGUUCGUGCUGCUGGCUAUGUUGGCGGCGGCGAGCAGUACGCGGACAUUGCAGGGUCAUAGUUUGUACGAUGAGGAGUUUAGGAAGAUUUUGGGGCUCAAGUUCGUGGCGGGGGGAGAGAGGAGUCUCGAAUUAUUGCAGGGGUUGGCGGUUUAUGUUGCUUGCUUCGCGACAUCAUGGAACCGCACACCGUCCAUGUCCUUCACUAGCUAUACCUCCAAAUGCUGCGACGUCCUCGAGAAGUACAGCAUAACUAAGGGAGAUCGCAUCCUCCCCUGGCUAGUUCGUCUCCAACAGCUCUGCGAAGAAACAAACGAUCUACGUAAGCCGCAAAGGGGUGCGGGUGGUCUUCCACAACCAACCGAGAGCCAGAUCGAGAUGAUCAUCAAAGGCAUGGAAGCCCAACUAAACGAAUGGGAAGUCAAGAUGCCUUCUGAUCUUCAAUCAAUACCCUCAAUCCGCAUAACAACUCUCUUCACCCGUCUCUUCCUCACAGGCGCCCCCUUACUCAAGUUGCCCUCCGUCAAGCUUCCAGGGUUAGAAAAAGACCCACCUUCCUUCCGGGUUGACGGGAGCCGGCUUCUCAACCUGAUCCCCACCCUCCACCAGAACUACGAGUACUUUUUAUCACUUUCGGCACACGAAAUCAACGCCUUCUCCAUGAUCGGCUGGGGGUGUCUCAUUUUGAGCACCAUCUUGGGGUUCCGCAUGAGUUUCCCCAUCAUGUUUUGUCCUGAGUGGGAUGAUUAUGCGGCGAGGAGGGUGGUGAAGUUUGGAGGGUUUCUGGAUCGGUUGUGUCGGUUGGGUACUUCUAUCUCGUCAACCUCUGAAAAGAUGGAUAAAGAUAGUAGGAAUGGCCUCACCCCCGCGACGAUGCCGACAACUAAGGGGAUGGAUGUGUUGAGUGCCAGCAAGGUUGUCUUUGCGGUAUUGAACAGGAAGUUUAAGAAUCGAGUUGCGAGGAUGGAGGGGGCUGGAACGGGUAGAGGGAAGAAUAAGGAUACGAGGAUGGGCGAUGUUGGUGUUGUUACGGGUCAACAGCACGACCAAUAUCGACACCUCCAAACAUCAACACUACCAACACAGUCCACCACCACCCGCCACCACCAGCAUUCCCAAAGUCAACAAGAAGUCCUAGACAUCCGCAUGGACCUUUCCUGCUCCAUGCUCCCUCUCGAAAUAGACAGCUUACAGGGACAAGCACCCAUGCCUACCCUACAUAUCCCCUCAACAAACGUGUCCGGAUGUCCAAUGAUGGACGGCAGUUUGGAGCCCUAUUACCCCUAUUGGAACGAGACGUUUGCUUUUAACUCUACAUUUACUGGGCUCGGGGGAAGUCCGAGUGUGAAUAGUCUUGGUAGUAGUGGUAGUGGUGGUAGUAUUGAUACGACAAGGAAUGAGAUUGCAAGUGAACAACAGAUCUCGGUUGAGGGGAGUGGUAAUGUGCCGCCGGGGGUAAUGCCAGGGAUGGGGUCGGGAACGGGUGGUAUGACUAUCAAUAUGGGGAUGGGAGCAGGCAUGGGAAUGGGGUAUAAUGAUCUCUGGGCUGCAAUGACUAUGGAUUGGGCUGCUGAUGGUGGUGUUGAAGAUUGGACUUGAGCGGAAGUGUUUUGCUUGCACAAUGACUGAUGAAUUGCUGGAUCUCUUCCUUUUAUUCUUUGUUUUCAUGUUGAUGGGUAAUUUGUGCUCAAUCUUGAACUGUCCGUGAGAGAAAAUAGAGAUAUUGUGACGAUGA